This is a messenger RNA of Thamnophis sirtalis, 735 nucleotides long. The record is from RefSeq and is a predicted model, not a curated record. Lineage: Eukaryota; Metazoa; Chordata; Lepidosauria; Squamata; Natricidae.
GAAUCAGCUCAGACUGUCGUGCGGGGCACCGAAGAGAAGUGUGGCAGUAGCCGUGUGCGCACCGUCUCGGGCACCCGUCCCCCGUUCCUCUCCCGCCUUUCCGAAAACUCAGGGGAUGAAAGCAUGAGUGAUAGGGCCUUUGACUCCCUGCCCUCCUCCCCGUCUUCAGCCACGCCUCACAGCCAUAAGAUGGAGGGUCUCCAUUGGCCUGUUUUCAAUGAAGUCGACAACUUGGUUCACAAAGACCACGAAAACCUUGAUAAUCAGCGGGAUUCUGAAAACGGAGGCGACAGUGGAUGCCCCAGUGAGAAGAGGAGCGAUCACGAAGACAUGGAUCACCGGGAAAAGGGUCAUCCUAACUGCAACCGGAGACACGAAUCUGAUGAAGACAGCUUGGGAAGUUCUGCUCGGGUCAGCGUGGAUAAAUGGAACCUCUACAACGCAGCCCGAGUUCACAUUCACAGGCCUUCUUGCGUUGCAGUGGAAGUUCAGAGACUCAACGGCCUGGAGCUGGAGAAGAAGAUUGGAAAGUCCAUCCUUGGAAAGGUCCACCUGGCCAUGGUUCGGUACCACGAAGCUGGCCGGUUUUGCGAAAAGGACCAAGAGUGGGAUCAGGAUUCAGCUCUCUUCCAUCUGGAACAUGCAGCUGAGUGUGGAGAACUGGAGGCCAUUGUGGGGCUGGGCCUCAUGUAUUCUCAGCUGCCCCAUCACAUACUUGCAGAGAUCACUCUACAG